Molecule: messenger RNA, 3216 nt
Organism: Hypoxylon trugodes
Lineage: Eukaryota; Fungi; Ascomycota; Sordariomycetes; Xylariales; Hypoxylaceae
Product: RNB-domain-containing protein
Exons: 2
Coding region: 125-3085 (986 amino acids)
Biological process (GO): rRNA catabolic process
Cellular component (GO): nuclear exosome (RNase complex); cytoplasmic exosome (RNase complex)
Molecular function (GO): RNA binding; 3'-5'-RNA exonuclease activity; endonuclease activity
Source: RefSeq, a predicted model, not a curated record
CAACUUCAUUAGCUAAUCAAUUCGUGCUGCAAACAUGAAAUUCCCCAUCACCAAGUAAAACUAAAAAUAUCAAUAGCAACACCAGACAACAUCAGCUCAAGAGAUUAGUUAAACGAACUCUGGAAUGGCGAGUCUCAAGAGACCCCAGGGUGCUGACCCGAAUUCGCCAAACCUCUCCAGCAAGGUCUAUGUGAGAUCUACCAAGAGCGGCAAGGUUCAGAAGAUUGUGCGUGAGGUCUACCUCCGACAAGACAUCCCAUGUUCCUCUAAACUAUGCACAAAGUGUAUGGCUACUGCGCCGAGGAAUGCGGGCGGUGAAUUAACUCCCUUCGUCCUCUCGGACAAACCCGCGGGGACCAAGUCAUAUCCCCAGGGACAUUAUCUUGUUCCAGAUACCAAUGCCUUACUAAAUGCUAUGGAUCUGUUUGAGCAGAGCUCUGCAUUCUACGACGUCAUCAUUUUACAGACAGUCCUAGAGGAGCUACGGAAUAGGUCCUUACCGUUAUAUAACCGACUAAUCGGUCUUACGAAAAGUCAAGAUAAACGCUUCUAUGUUUUCUUCAACGAAUUCAGACUCGAGACAUACGUGCCUCGGGAACAAGAAGAGACCAUUAAUGAUAGGAAUGAUAGAGCCGUCCGCCAAGCCGUCAAAUGGUACAAUGACCAUUUGGGCCAGAACAAGAGCAAAAAAAUACCUGUUACGGUCAUGCUCACGGACGAUAGGUUAAACAUCGAAAAGGCGAAGAAGGAAGAUAUCCCCGCGAUAGCAUUGCGCGACUAUGUUUCGGGGCUCGAGGAUGGAGAUCGACUGCUUGAUAUGAUCGCCGAUUCGCAAGAGCGAGGUAUCUCCAGAGAUAAGAAGGCGUCUGACUUCCUGUAUCCUGAACACUAUUCCCUGUCCAAGAUGAUGACAGGAGUCAAAGGUGGUGUGCUUCAUCAAGGAAUUUUCAACGUAUCUCCAUACAACUACCUCGAAGCUUCGAUUAAGGUCCCCGCGUUUCCGAAAGCUCUUCUCGUUCUCGGCCGCGAGAAUAUCAAUCGCGCGGUCGACGGAGAUCUGGUGGUAGUGGAAGUUCUUCCCCAAGACCAAUGGAAGGAGCCCUCAACCAAAAUCCUCGAGGAAGAAGCCGUUACGAAAAACGAAAACGCUGAUAACGAAGAGGGUGGCGAUCUUGUCACGGAACAGGAGAGGCGAGCUCUACAAGAGCAAGUUAAGAAGACCCAAGGUCUAAGCACCGAAGGUCGACCACAACCUACCGCGAAGGUAGUCGGUGUCGUCAAACGAAAUUGGCGUCAAUACGUUGGUCAUGUCGAUCCGUCGUCCGUUAGUCAAUCCGGCAAACAGGGCCGAAAACAAGAAAGCGUCUUUCUCAUCCCUAUGGACAAGAAAGUUCCUAAGAUCCGUAUACGUACAAGACAAGCUGGGGAACUGGUAGGAAAGCGCAUAUUGGUCACAAUCGAUUCCUGGGAUCGCGAAUCCCGACAUCCAAUUGGCCAUUUUGUUAGAUCUUUAGGAGAGCUAGAGACCAAGGCGGCGGAGACCGAGGCACUACUGCUCGAAUACGAUGUCCAAUACCGACCUUUCCCGAAGACAGUCCUGGAUUGUCUACCCGCGGAAGGUCACGAUUGGAAAGUGCCAGCUAGUACGGAUGACCCCGGCUGGAGGGAUAGGGAAGACCUUCGCGGCCUUCUAAUCUGCAGUAUCGAUCCUCCUGGUUGCCAGGAUAUUGAUGAUGCUUUACAUGCAAGACCAUUACCAAACGGAAACUUCGAAGUCGGUGUUCAUAUCGCUGAUGUUUCGCACUUUGUGAAACCAAACAAUGCCAUGGACUUAGAAGCUAGUAUUCGAGGAACGACUGUCUAUUUAGUAGACAAGCGUAUUGACAUGUUACCGAUGUUACUUGGUACUGAUCUCUGUUCAUUGAAGCCUUACGUUGAACGCUACGCUUUCUCGGUUAUAUGGGAAGUCAACGAAUCGGCUGACAUCGUCAAUGUGAGGUUCACAAAGUCAGUCAUCAAGUCUCGAGAAGCAUUCAGCUACGAACAAGCACAAUUACGUAUCGACGAUGCGUCGCAGCAGGAUGACCUUACACAAGGCAUGAGAACAUUAUUGAUGCUCUCGAAAAAGCUAAAGCAGAAGCGUAUGGACGCUGGUGCUUUGAGCCUUUCGUCACCUGAAGUGAAGGUCGAAAUGGAAUCCGAGACAUCAGAUCCCAUCGACGUCAAGACCAAGGCACUACUAGACACCAACUCCCUCGUCGAAGAGUUCAUGUUACUCGCCAAUAUUAGUGUCGCAGGCAAAAUCUACGAAGCCUUCCCACAAACAGCCAUCCUCCGUCGCCACGGGGCGCCUCCUAAGACCAACUUCGACGAGCUAGCUAAUCAACUGAAAGUGAAGCGUAACCUUGAGCUACGCUUCGACUCAUCAAAAGCCCUUGCGGAUUCGCUAGAUGGCUGUGUGGAUCCCAAGGAACCCUUCUUCAACACACUCGUCCGUAUCAUGGCGACUCGCUGCAUGAUGAGCGCCGAGUACUUCUGUGCUGGCACCCAAGCAUACCCGGAGUUCCGCCACUACGGUCUCGCAUCUGAGAUAUAUACCCAUUUCACGAGUCCCAUCCGUCGAUACGCCGACCUCGUCGCGCAUCGCCAGCUCGCAGCCGCGAUUGACUACGAGCCUAUGCACGGCUCCGUCCGCUCACGCGGACGUCUCGAAGCCGUGUGCAAGAACAUCAACGUACGCCAUCGUAACGCGCAACUCGCCGGUCGCGCCAGUGUAGCGUAUUACGUAGGCCAGUCCCUGAAGGGCCGCGUAGCCGAGGAAGAAGGCUUCGUAAUGAAAGUGUUCAGCAACGGUUUCGUAGUCUUGGUACCUCGCUUCGGCAUAGAAGGACUGAUCCGACUGCGCGAUCUUGCGGAACCGGAACCUGAGAGCGCAUUCGAUGCGGAAAGGUACGCGCUUAAAACGAGUGGGAGUCGAGAGGUUGAGGUUCAGCUUUUUGCGAAGGUGUUGGUUAAGAUACAAGAUGUCAAGGAUGAGAGUACGGGGAAGAGAGGCGCGAAGAUGGAGCUUGUUCGUGUUCUUUAGGGGUGAGGUCGUCGGGGGUGGUCGUGGCUUUGGGGGGUAAUGCACAGUGCCUCAGAGGCAGAAAUAUAAGAUAAUCUAAGAUCAAUCAUGUCAUUAAGCCAUCGCGAAAAUAAAAGUGAUCAUGCAAGCUC